Hemibagrus wyckioides is the source of this 1560-nucleotide messenger RNA. RefSeq names its product transmembrane reductase CYB561D2 (gene cyb561d2). The record is from RefSeq and is a predicted model, not a curated record. The transcript has 4 exons. Gene Ontology annotation, cellular component: endoplasmic reticulum. Gene Ontology annotation, molecular function: transmembrane monodehydroascorbate reductase activity. Bases 96 to 848 code for a protein of 250 amino acids. Lineage: Eukaryota; Metazoa; Chordata; Actinopteri; Siluriformes; Bagridae.
GAUCAUUAGUCUGGCUGGAUCUAAAAUAACGUUCCUAAACAGGUCAACUGUGUAGUCUGUGAAAUAACGCUGUAGUGUACACUAUCUAGUGCUUCAUGUGCAGGAAGUGGUUUGGGACACAGCCUGUGGUCUCUCUCAGCCUCUGUGCCGCAGAUAAAAUAAAUAACCCCAAGGCCGCGGCGAUGCUGCACUCGGAGUCGGAGCCGCGGCUGUACCGCUUCUCCCGCCUGCUCUGUGGAGUUUUUACACAUUUACUCUGCGCCGCUUUCACCGUGUUUGUGGCGAUUCUCGCGAAACCCGGCUCCAGUUUGUUUUCUUGGCAUCCUUUUCUGAUGACUUUAGCGUUCUCGUUUUUCAUGACCGAGGCGAUUCUGCUCUUCUCUCCACACUCCUCCCCAGUGGGGAAGUUAAAGCACCAGGUGAAAUCCCGCCUGCACUGGCUCCUGCAGUGUUCCUGUGUGUCCUGCGCUCUGGUGGGACUGGGAACCAUCUUCUACAACAAGCAUGUGAACGGGAAGCCGCAUUUCUCCACAUGGCACGCGCUGCUGGGGCUGGUCACCGUGUGCGUGGUGGUGCUGCAGUCGGUGGCGGCGCUACCGCUCAUGUACCACAAACUGGCAAAAGGCUGGUCUCUGGCCAAGCUGAAGCGUUACCACGCCGCUGCAGGACUCGUCACCUACCUGCUUGGCUGCGUGAGUCUGCUGCUGGGGGUCAGCUCCACCUGGUUCACCUCCAGUGUCGGGGGCAACGCCUGGUACAUCACCGCCCUAUGCCCUGCCCUGUCCGCCCUCACCAUCAUGAGCCAAGUGACUAACGCCUACAUGGCCAAGAAACGCCUGCAGUCCUAAAGUGGACAGGACAUAAGUAGACUUCCACGUUGCCAGUGAUCAUUUACCAUGUCACCAGUCACGUGACAGGAUGACCUUUCUGUACACAAGCUCAAACACAACAAAUUUACACGUCUCAGCUGAUGGGUUCAUCUCCGGGAUGAAGGAGACACCAGAGAGAAGAAGAUCAGGACUCCACCAGAGGCAGCAGAAAGAAUCACAACAUCCUAUCGUUUUUACAGUCUGGGGUUUGGUCAGACGUCACAGGCUGAAAUGACCACGUCAUGUAGAUUCUAACAAAUCAGCAGAAAAGUGGGAGUGGGCGGGGCUAAUGGUAUUAAAGGAAGAGUCUCACACACACCUCCACUGUGUAGAGAGAGAAAGUGUGCAGAGAAGAGUGUUUUAAUCCUGCGCUUUGGGUGUGUGUGAGAGAGUGUGCACGAUGCUUUCUCGUGUACUUAUCUGGGUCUGUUUUUCCAAAAUAUAAAGACAGGUGAUGUUUGGGUCAGUGCAAUACCAGAUUUUUCAGAACCAGCAGAGUUCUAGGGUUAGGGUCAGCAGUACCGGUCUCUCACUUAUGAUUGUAAUCAUUAUCACACUGUUUCCACUUUUAUAUACCUGCAGAAAAAUCACCCAAUAUGCACCACUGCGUUUUCCCCCCAUGCUGCGACUGAGGCGAUUGUAAACGUAUAGUGAAGGAGAAAAGAAGAAAAACUAAAUAAAGGAGAGAGUU